Colletotrichum orchidophilum is the source of this 303-nucleotide messenger RNA. RefSeq lists its product as uncharacterized. The annotation marks the transcript as partial. The record is from RefSeq and is a predicted model, not a curated record. Lineage: Eukaryota; Fungi; Ascomycota; Sordariomycetes; Glomerellales; Glomerellaceae. The transcript has a single exon.
AUUGCUCCUGCUGCUGCUGUGUGUGAGCCAGUGAGGGCUGGAAAAGAGGUCACCGAUUCGCUCUGCGCGCUGCGACGGUUCUGUGUCCUCAAGGUGGUGUCCUCGUCUGGCCUUCUUCGUGCGCUACUGCUGGGAUUGAUUGGGUCGAGGGCUCUAGGCACAGAUCAUGGAAUGAAGUCGGCGCGUAGCCGACGCGUCUCACCGAUUCGGGAAGAAAACAACAAACGCGUCACCUGUUGGCCAAUCAGAAGAAUUAAAUCACAUGAUUGUGCCUCCGAUUGGCUGUCGUGCCCCAUCCGAUGA